AUGCUGGACACCGUUCAAUCCUCAGAACACCACCAAGACGACGAAUUUCUCCCCAAGUCACCCCUCUUAGAAGCCCGAACUGCAAAGGCACCACAAUCUACAACACCACCACGUCCAGCCAAGUUAGAUCGAACUCUCAGCAAGCGCCGCACAAUCAUAUCGCAACCAAACCCUCCAGCACUUAAUACUCAGGUGUCUGCAGAGACAUACCGACCUUCUAGCUCAAGGAGACGUGCGCCUCCACCGUUGUCGUUUCCAAAGAACUAUGACCAGAAAUACGCUAGGACGCCGUCAUCUAUACCCCCUUCCUUCAGUGGUCUAGAGAAUCCCUUCGCAGCUUCAUCUAUGCUGUCGCCUUCAAUAUCGCACGAUCCAUGGGACUUGCGUAACUUCGACAGUGCGCUUCCGACCCAUCGACUGCAGAAUGAUAGCCGUUUCGGUACAGCGAGGCCCCAAAGCUAUGUUGAUCCCUUCGCAACAGACUCUGACCAAGAUCAACCUCCUAAAACCAUGAAAAAAUAUGAAAAAAUCUUACCUUCGACCGGCACAGAGACGAAACGGGAUAGUUCGGUAAAGGACAUGGAAUACACACAGAAUAGGGUUCGAAGAGUUCGAAAUGAGUCCCCUAACGACCGUGCUGUAGCUAGAGAGGAGUCUCGCCGUUUUAAAGCAGAAAAACAGCGCUUGCUCGAUACCACAGCUGAGCCUGAGGCCUUACCGAGGAGCCGCGACUCAUUCCACAAACGGAUCCACAAAGCAGCUGAGAUAUCCCCCACAAACCCACCAACUCCUACCAGUAGUGGAGCAUAUCUAGUUCAAACACGCCGCUCAUCGGACAGUGGCAGCCGCCCUUCUACUCGGGAUGGCCAACGACCUAUCCACCCUGAGAUUAUCAUUAGCUUUGGCUCCAAAAAAGACAAGACCAAAAAAUACCCAUCAAUCUCUGUUUCGACCAAACCAUUCCACCAGUCAUCUAUUGGUCCUAGAGAGUCCAAUAAAGCAGCUGUUGAUUCAGACUCCGAAGCAGCUGUUAGUCCAGACACGGAAGGAUCUGAAACCUCGUACACUUUGCGAACGGGCUUUCCGGAAGUUUCUAUGUCUACAUUGGCUUCCAGCUCUAAAACUUCCAAGGAAGCAGAUAUCAAGGCGACUGAACCUAAAGCCUCGUACAGUCUGCUUGAUUCGGACAGUCAUAAUCCUAUACACCAGGGCCAUCAUACAACGUACGGGACGUCGCUUGAAAUUCCUUCUCAACGCAACCAAGCCGACCAAAGCCGUUCCUUGGGGUUUGAUAUAGCACACCUCACGAACGAAGUUGAAGCUAAAAUUGAGAAUUCCAGAGGAGGAACAAGCAAAAAGGAAGCUUGUAGCGAACAACCUGCAGUUCAGGACGCCGAGACUGCAAUGAGAAUUCCUAGAGCACGAUCCGAAGUACCGCCACCCCUGCCUCCUCCACGUCAUAUCGACACCAGUGGAAGCGACCCUGGUUGGCAAUGGGGUAACACAAACAGCCCAAGGGACACCGGCUUUGGCGGAAAUCGGCUCGCGACAGUUAGACCUGGUUGGCAGUGGAACGGUGGAGCCACAGGCAGCUAUCCGCGGGAGCCUUCGGUCGAAACAUUUAGCCCUGCCCGCUUACCUUCCAUCAUGGAAAACACACAGACUGCGGCUGAAGAAGUUCAUAAUGAGCCUCCCGAAAGACACGUUGCGCCUAUUAAAAGUAUCCUUCGCAAAGCUACCGAAAAGUUCCCUGAGGACCCUGCACUCGUCCGCGAGGGAGUUGCACCACACAAGGACGCCUUAAAGGGCAAGGACAUUCCUAUCGGAGCCCGAUGGACAAGGAUUGAUCGCCGCCUAGUUAACCCUGAGGCUUUAGAGGAAGCUAAGGAGCGUUUCGAAGAGCGCAUAGAUUGCGUGAUGGUUCUGCGUGUCUUGACUAGGGAGGAGAUACAGAAGCUGGCCAACCGUACGAAAGCAAUCCGGGAGCGCCGCGAGGCCACCGAUGAAGCUCGUGAGCCGGAAUCCAUCGCUAUGAAUGCUGAUGACAAUGACGAACUGGGAGCAGAUAAGACUUACACAGCACCUCGAUCUGCGAUAGAGCCUUUCUCUAUUGACCCUUCAUUCGGAGAUUUACAUCAUAGUUACGGGGAUUUUCAUGGGCUUCCGGAAGUUCCCGGUGAACUUCUGCAGGACUCGCAUCUACCACAAAUUAACCACACGUGCGAUAAGCUCCAUGAAGAGGGAGUUAACAGCACUCAUGCGGAAGGCAGUGCGUCUACACCGUAUACUCAAGAAGCCGGUGUUCAGGAGGUCCUAGUCGGGGGCGCCGUUAUAUUUGGCGGAGGAGAGAAGAAAGAAUUAUCUAGAGAGAAGAGAGACCGUGAGAAGGGAGAGGAAGAACGUUCAGCGAAGGAAGCUGCUGAACAAGCAGAGAGGGAGCGUCCUAAGCGUAAGGAAGAAGAGGGACGCUUAGAACAGGAACGCAUUCAGCGUGAAGAAGAGGAAAGUAUUGCGGCAGAAGGAGCUGAGCGUGCUGCUAAAGAACCUGAAGCAGCACGUACGGCCGCAGAAGAGGAAGAAGCUGAGGCAAGUUCUGGAUGGGGCAGCUUAGGGUCUGGUUUCUACAAGAGGAAGAAGGGAAAGAAUUGGAUAAAGACGAAGACGCCUAAGCGAGAGGCUGAAGAAAAGAAGGGGCAUGAAGAGAAGGAGCAACUGGAAGGUGAAGCUAGAGAAGCUGCUAAAGCCGCUGGAUCCGCCGAGGCUCAGGACCUCAAUCAUAUAUUCAAACAGACAGUAGGUACGAUUCUUGAGGAUCAGAACUUCACACAGGCACUCGAAGCACCUUCUGACCCAGAGGACUUCACACCAGGAGACGAUUUGCCAUGGGGUCCGGAGGAUACAACGACUAUCUUCAAUCGGAUGCGAUCCGAGAUCUCAAGGGAAGAUGUUAUACGCCUAGAAGAUGAGGAAGCCGAGUUCAAGAAGAUGGAGGAAGAGGAAGCUGCCGCCGCCGCCGAAGCCGAGAAGAGCAAGAAAGAUGACCUCUGGGACGAUUGGGCUUGGUUUGGUCCGAUGAAGCCCUGGAAGAAAAAGGGCAAGAAAGGUGCACAGGAAGAAGUUCCGCCUCCUCUACCACCUUCGCCUGAACCCGAAGUCGAGCCCGAGACUCCAGGCGUUGAUGCAAGAGGGAUACGAGAUGAAAGAACUACAAGGAAUGUGCUUGAAGAGUUUGAAAAAACUCGGCCUUUUCCUACUCACCCCGUCGAAAGCUGGCUGAAGACGACACUUGUGAAUGAAAGUACUUUUGAGAACUCUGAGUGGGACUACAACGACAGCGCGUCAGGGCCACCUUCUUACGCAGCAUCGGUUGCUUCGAUCUUUUCGGUGGCGUCUCUAGCAUCAUCGGCAUCCGACAUAUCAAAAGGUAGCGGCUAUUCUAAAGUCCAAAUUGCGACAGCUACGAAGGUUUUACUCUCUAUCUUCUACGAAGACGAGGCACUGUCAUCGCUGUAUAAACGCGCUAUAGAAGCCCAGAACAUCGGACCCGAAAGGCUUGAAAGGAACCUACGCCGACUAUUUCGAGCAUACGCAGGCCUCUUAGAAGGUGAAGCGACAGAGAGACUAGAGCAUCUAGCAUCCCGGCUUGUGCGCGCAAAAUCGGCUUCUCUAGCAAAAUCUGUCAUCGAGAAAUUGCAAAUCGUCCAUGCAAGUAUGGAGUUGUCUCGCAGCGAACGCAACAACGAAAGUUCUGACGAGGAGGAGGAUGGCGCUGAUUCAAAUCCGGUCAAUGAAGACGCUUUCGAGGAUUUGGUGACCUUUCGACAGUUCUUAGUUGAGAGCGAAGCAUUCAAAACCUUUCACAAUCAAUUACAAGCAUUCGUAAUACCUAACCUGGCACCAGCGGAUCGAACUGAAACGGUGACAAAGGAGGCGUUGGGCUGCGACGACGAAGGUAUUGUCAAGCAUGACGUCCUGGGGCCGCCGGCUCAGUCAAAGACGAUAUCGACCUGGCACGAAUGGUUCAGAGAUGUCAGUCAAGCCUUGAGCAUGUCUUGCAGCGAAGUACUUGCAUUCUUUCUUAUUGCUACCGGUUUUCAUCUGAAUCUGGAUAUUUUGCUCUCUACUAGAGACCAUCUGUUAGUGAACAUGGGGCUCCUUGAGCCAGCAUUGGACCAAAACAAGACUCGCCUACGUUGGCGAUGUAGAUGUGGUGACUCCAUAUACAGCGACAUAAUGGAGCUUCGCGAAGGCGGUAUAGCUGAGCUAGUAGACCGCAUGCAGCGUUCUUCUGGCGUCAAAGUACACGCAGCACCGCACAAUCGCCAAUCUGGAAAUCAGCAAUACAUUGUCCCGCGUCCUGAUCGAUGGCUUCGAAACGCAAUCACCAAAGUAGGGACGGCAUUCGGAGGAUCUUCGAAGUCGUCGCCAUCAUGUCUACCACAGCACAACUCGCCAUACGCAACAACCUCUUGCUCAACUUCUACUAACCCGUCUAUCACAAAGAAAAUACUUCAUCUCUCAAUGUGCAUGCAUCGCACUCGACGACGCAAGAUUGUGAAGCAAGACCGUGUCGACGAAAUCACUACGGAUCAGACACUGUUGCGCUUCCUCCAGCGACAGUACGCCACUCACCGCGGCCGCUUCCUCAACAUCGCGCGGCUCAAAACUGUGCAAAGAAUCGUCUUCGUCAAGUUCCGGCUCCCAAUGGGCGGCAGUGUAGAUGUACAGCACCACUUAUACUGCAUUGCCGACCCUGCGAACUGGAAAUACUGCGAAUGCACUCCACCUCCUAAUAAGGUCGGUGUGGAGUACGAGUACUCCCCAAGUCCACCCAAAACCCAUCCUCCUAUUCCACCAGAGUACCUGGCGAGUCUAUUCACAUGCGCCGCCGAUGUCCAUGAGGAGGACGAUUGGAUUCUUAAUCAACUACCAAAACGUACCUGUGGCGUUCUCCAGGGGCAGAAGGGACAGCCAGCGGAAGGAUGGGGUAUUUACUUCUUGGAGGGCUGGGAUCGUGAGAUCAUCUCUUUACUUAUCCUGUUCAUCUUUUUCCUAGCAAGCUUACUCUUCGGCGUUCUGUGGUGGAAGUUCCAAUUUGAUCUACAAGGCGGGUUUGGUGUCUCUGCGUACAUGAUGGCUGUCUGUACGGUUGUCAUUUCUGUUGUUGUAACGCGGUUGGAGAAUAAGGGAUAA
Molecule: messenger RNA, 5193 nt
Organism: Alternaria burnsii
Lineage: Eukaryota; Fungi; Ascomycota; Dothideomycetes; Pleosporales; Pleosporaceae
Exons: 2
Coding region: 1-5193 (1730 amino acids)
Source: RefSeq, a predicted model, not a curated record